GGCACUGACUGGCAGCACUGCUGGGCUGCACAGGUGGGUGGCACUGGUGGGCACAGGUGGGUGGCACUACUGGGCACAGGUAGGUGGCACUUCUGGGCACAGGUGGGCGCACUACUGGGCAGGGGUGGGUGCAUUGCUGGGCACAGGUGGGCGCACUGCUGGGCACAGGUGGGUGGAACUUGUGUGCGGCGCUGCUGGGCACCGAUCAUCAGGGCAGUGAUGAUCAGUGACCCUGAUGAUCGGUGCCGAUCCCCACUCUGACAACUGCCGGUUUUCGGCAGUACUUUCCUCACGAUCUGACAGCGUGAGGAAAGUGCAGCCGAGAACCGGCAUUUGCAU
Molecule: messenger RNA, 339 nt
Organism: Staurois parvus
Lineage: Eukaryota; Metazoa; Chordata; Amphibia; Anura; Ranidae
Source: the annotation of a GenBank genome assembly